Rubroshorea leprosula is the source of this 2022-nucleotide messenger RNA. Lineage: Eukaryota; Viridiplantae; Streptophyta; Magnoliopsida; Malvales; Dipterocarpaceae. The record is from the annotation of a GenBank genome assembly.
GACUCAGAUAAUCAAAUACAUCAACUAAUUGUCCAAUGUUGUUGUCAGAGAUCAUGUUUCUGUCCCUAGAAAGUGGGAACUAAUGUCUGAAAAGGUAACAGGGGAUUAAUGGGCACGUUCCAGAGUUUCAGGAAAGCCUAUGGGGCGCUUAAGGACUCCACCAAGGUUGGCCUUGCCAAGGUUAAUAGCGAUUUCAAGGAUUUGGAUAUUGCCAUUGUCAAAGCUACCAAUCACGUUGAAUCUCCUCCUAAGGAACGUCAUGUUCGGAAAAUUUUCUCAGCAACAUCAGUGGUACGUCCAAGGGCAGAUGUUGCAUAUUGCAUCCAUGCAUUAUCAAAGAGAUUGUCCAAGACACGAAGUUGGAUUGUUGCCAUAAAGAUAUUGAUAGUCAUACAUAGGACAUUGAGAGAGGGUGAUCCUACAUUCAGAGAGGAGCUUCUAAACUACUCACAUAGAGGACACAUUCUCCAAAUAUCCAAUUUUAAAGAUGAUUCAAGUCCCCUCGCAUGGGAUUGCUCCGCGUGGGUUAGGACAUAUGCACUAUUUCUAGAGGAGCGACUUGAGUGCUUUAGGAUCUUAAAGUAUGACAUUGAGUCUGAAAGAUUGACAAAAGCAUCUCCUACAAUGAGUAAGGCACAUAGUAAAACACGGCUUUUAGGUAGCGAGGAGCUGUUGGAGCAGCUACCUGCAUUGCAGCAGCUUCUUUACCGCCUUGUUGGUUGUCAGCCUGAAGGAGCAGCAUAUAGCAAUUAUCUUAUUCAGUAUGCCUUGGCCUUGGUAUUGAAAGAGAGCUUUAAAAUAUAUUGCGCCAUCAAUGAUGGAAUUAUCAAUCUUGUAGAUGUGUUCUUUGAUAUGUCAAGAUAUGAUGCGGUUAAAGCCCUCAAUAUCUACAAAAGGGCUGGCCAUCAGGCUGAAAAUCUUGCUGAAUUUUAUGAAUACUGCAAAGGACUGGAUCUUGCCAGGAGCUUUCAGUUUCCAACAUUGAGACAGCCCCCUCCAUCAUUUCUUUCAACAAUGGAAGAAUAUAUUAAAGAAGCACCACAGGAUAGUUCUAUGAGAAACAGAUUGGAGUAUCCAGAGAGAGAAGAACAGCCUCCAACACACAAAGAAACCCAAGAACCUGAACCUGAAAAGAAAGAAGAGAAAGUGGAGGAAAGUGAACCCUUGGUUGAUACAGGAGAAGAAGCUCAGCCAGAGGAAUUUGAACCCUUGCCAUUGAUAUCAACCAACCAAACUGAGGAUUUUCUUGGUUUGAAUGAACUAAAUGCAAAGGCUGCUGAACUAAUGGAAAGCAAUUGCUUGGCUCUUGCAAUUGCUCCAUCUGGCAAUGAUCCAACAACAUAUCAUGGUUUGAAUGACAUUAGUGGUGCCGGAUGGGAGCUAGCACUUGUGACAACACCAAGCAACUCUAGCAGCCACGUUGUAGAAAGCAAAUUGGCUGGUGGCUUUGACAAGCUAUUGCUUGAUAGCCUGUAUGAAGAUGAAGCUGCUAGGAGGCAAAUACAGUUGACAAAUGCAGGGUAUGGAUAUGGGGGAGGAAUGGCUGUUCCAAAUCCAUUUGAACAACAAGUUGAUCCAUUUGCAAUGUCAAACAGCAUAGCACCCCCGACGAAUGUUCAGAUGGCCUUAUUAGCGCAGCAACAGGAGCAUUACCAACAACAACAAUACAUGAUGCAGCAACAACAACAGCAUCAGUCACCACAGCAGCAUUUGUUGAUGGGACCUUACCAACCUCAGUAUCCUCAGCAAUCCCUACAUCCUCAACAGAUGCAGCAGAUGGGUUCUGCUAAUCCAUUUGGAGAUCCAUUCCUCGCCCUCCCAUCUCCAGGUUCAAGGCCACAAUAUCAAGGCAACCAUACGCUACUCUGAGAGUUCAUAUAUUUUAUUAUCUUUUUUUAUAUAUAAUUUCAGUGUAAUUCUUUAAUUCUAUGGAGUAAAAGGAAAUCAUUUUAUUUGCUCUAAGAUCUGAUAUAUAAGCUUAUUCUUUGUUUACUUAGUAAAUAAUAAAUACAUUUUUCUUCU